This is a messenger RNA of Halteromyces radiatus, 1074 nucleotides long. RefSeq names its product SH3 domain-containing protein. Bases 55 to 1014 code for a protein of 319 amino acids. NCBI's taxonomy places the organism in Eukaryota, Fungi, Mucoromycota, Mucoromycetes, Mucorales, Cunninghamellaceae. The transcript has 4 exons. Gene Ontology annotation, molecular function: protein binding; lipid binding. Gene Ontology annotation, cellular component: actin cortical patch. Gene Ontology annotation, biological process: actin cortical patch localization; plasma membrane tubulation; endocytosis. The record is from RefSeq and is a predicted model, not a curated record.
UUUCACUUUUCCUUUCUUUAACUUCCUUUUUUUUUUUUCUUCCUUCCAUAUUCCAUGACAGACCCUCAUAUUAUUCCCCUUGCCAAUCAUAUGCUCACGUCUAUUCAGAAGGACUUGAGGAUAUUGAAAGAUCAUCAAGUAUUAGAUGACAAUACUCUUCAAAACAUUUUGGCUUUAUUACCAACACAAGUUACAGCAGCACCAACACCAGCGCCAAGAAACCAUUUAUCACAACCAACAUUAACCACUUCUUCAACUACUUCAACACCUUCUAGUAAUAACAUUAGACCUCCUUUACCCACUCGCAAAUCUACCGCCAGUUCUCACAGUCCUAGUCUUGCUCCCAUACCCGCUCCUCGAACACCAUCUUUUCCUAAACUUCCUGCUCGUCGUACUCCUGAUUGGCAACAACCAGAUAUAUUGAAUACACGCGAUUCCACUCCUCAACCUCCUCCUAGUUACAAUGCAACAGUGAAAAAUAAACAAAUGGUAGAGGCUAUCUAUGAUUAUACUGGUGAAGACCCUACUACUGAUUUAUCCUUCCGUAAAGGUGAUAUGAUUGAAGUCACUGAACAUGUCAAUGAUGAUUGGUGGCGAGGUAGUCUUCAUGGAAAAACUGGUAUCUUCCCACAAAAUCAUGUUCAACCUUUGCCAGCUCAAAAACAAUCAUCACCAGCAACAAGUAUUGCAAAAACAACACCUCAAGUAUAUUCAUCUCCCCAGGUAAACAAUCAUAAUAAUUAUCAACAACAGCCAUACAGUUAUCCUCCUCCACCUACCAUGGUAUAUCAUACUCCACCUUAUCAAGUUUCUGGUGGAUCAUCCACUUAUGCUACUCCACCUCCACAAGUUGUUACAGCUGGUGGUUCAAAUGUAACAGAAGACAAAGGAAAUGGUGAAGGUAAUGGCAAGGUACAGAAUAUGGCCAAGAAAUUUGGAUCAAAAGUAGGUGAAGCAGCCGUAUUUGGAUUUGGUGCCACUUUGGGUAGUGAAGCAGCUCAUGCCAUUUUUUAGUAUUAUUACUUGAUUGUAGUGAUUAGAUAUAGUUUAGAUUUUUUUUUUUUUUUUUUUUUU